UGCUGAUGAGGGGACGAGGUUCUCGAGGGCGGGCAAGAUGACAUGCUCUCUGGCUGCAUGUAUGCAUCAUCAGCGGCAGCGCUCGCGUGACGAAGGCAACAAGCGAUAACGGGCAUCAAUCAAGCCGCUGCUCAUCGUCCAGCUUCAAGCGGCCUCUUCUCGCUGCUCCUUCCAUCCUCAUAUCUCCUCCCCGUCGUCAGCAGAGCGCCUUGUCGAGACGUCCACGAGCUCAUUCAUGCAUCCUGUUCUACGUGCGUUCAAGCAAGACGUCGCGUGCUUCACAUCAAUCCGUUCAGCAGCGUUCCGCUGCCCAUUUCCCUCCUUCACCAUUCAACGACAUCGUCAACAGUCCGCGAUUGGAGCAGGAUCAGAUCGAUACUACGGUCUGUCACACAUCGCGAGACGUUCUCAGGCCCACGAAUUCGACACGAAUCCGGCUGCGGAUCCAUCCUUUCAUCCUGCCAGAGUCGCAGACCUUCCAAGGUUGCCUCGAAGAGAAUACACCACACGCGCUCAAACACCCAACUCUGACAGAAUGGGCGCCGUAGCUACACCUCGCGUUGAUACCAGCAAGAGGGUUCAGGCUCUGAGGGAAUUGAUGAAGCAAAAAGGCGUGUCUGCUUACGUCAUCCCCUCAGAAGACUCGCACGCCUCGGAAUAUCCUGCAGAAUCUGAUCUCCGCCGAGGCUAUAUCACUGGCUUUACUGGAUCUGCCGGAACAGCAGUCGUUUCAGAGAAAGAGGCGUGCCUGUUCACAGAUGGUCGCUACUUUCUUCAAGCUGGCCAGCAGCUUCACGAGCCAACAUGGACGCUGAUGAAGCAGGGCGAGACAGGAGUUCCUACUUGGCAGGAGUAUUUGUCAAAGAAUCUGCCCAGCGGCAGCCAGGUCGGCAUAGACCCUGCGCUCGUAUCUGCCGAAGACUGCGCCAGUAUCGAUGGAGAAUUGGCCAAAUUCAAGUCAAAGAUUGUCGCAUUGCCCGAGAACCUCGUGGAUACCAUUUGGCCUGCGCAAGAGAGGCCCAAUCGCCCAUCCGAGCCGAUCUUUUCUCUGGACGUCAAAUACGCGGGAGCGACGCCUGCCGAGAAGAUCAAGGCAGUGAGAGAAGAAUUGCAGCGCAAGGGGGACUGGGCCAAAGGUUUCGUAGCGAGCAUGCUCGACGAAGUGGCCUGGCUCUUCAACCUCCGAGGCUCAGACGUGCCUUACAAUCCCGUCUUCUUUGCCUUUGCGCUCAUCACCCGAGACGCUGUCAACAUCUACGUCAACGAUGCUGCCCUGGAGAAGCCUGCACGACAAGAACUAGAGAAGGUGGCGGCCAUCAGACCUUACGAUGCCUUUUACAGCGACUUGGCUCAGGUGGGCAAAAAGCUGCAAGCUGAGGAAAAAAUCGUCAUUGGCAAAAGAGCAUCGCAAGCUGUGCAAGUAGCUCUCGGAGGAGCUGAGAGAGUCAAGGUAGACCGCAGCAUUAUUGUCGAUCUGAAAUCCGUUAAGAACGCUGUUGAGCUGGAUGGCUUCAGAGCCUGUCAUGUACGGGAUGGAGCUGCACUGGCCAGCUAUUUCGCAUGGUUGGAGCAAGCUGUGACCUCGGGAGAAAAGGUCUCGGAAGCUAGAGGUGCCGACGAGUUGGAGAAUGCAAGGCGCAGACUUGACAUGUUCAGAGGUCUCAGCUUCACAACCAUCUCUAGCACUGGUCCGAAUGGUGCGAUUAUCCAUUACUCGCCAGACCCUGCGAACUGUCCGGACAUCGAUCCCUCAAAGCUAUAUCUUUGCGAUUCAGGAGCUCAGUUUACGGACGGCACGACGGACGUGACUAGGACGUGGCACUUUGGCAAGCCGAGCAAGGAGGAAGUGCGAGCUUUCACUCGAGUACUUCAAGGCCAUAUCGCCAUCGAUCGAGCAACAUUUCCAAAGGGAACCACGGGCUACCUGCUGGACCCUCUUGCUCGCAGACCACUCUGGGAAGAUGGACUCGAUUUCCGUCACGGAGUUGGACAUGGCGUAGGUCACUUUUUGAAUGUACACGAAGGUCCACAUGGCAUUGGCACAAGAGCGGUCUUCAACGAGACGGCGCUCAAGGAAGGCAUGGUCGUUUCCAACGAGCCCGGAUACUACCAGGACGGCGAGUGGGGCAUUCGCAUCGAGAAUUUGGUCUUGGUGCGAAAGGCGGAGACGCCGAACAAUUUCGGCGGCAAGGGCUUCCUGCAAUUCGAGCACCUCACCUUGUGUCCUAUCCAGACCAGUCUCCUAGACCCUGCUCUGCUCACCCAGGCUGAGAGGGAUUGGAUCAAUGCUUACCACGACGAGACGCUACAGAAAGUAUUGCCCCUACUCGAAAAGUCCGGCAAUGACCUUGCCGUCAAGUGGCUCAAGAAGCAUUGCGAGGCGCGUGUCUAGCACGGGGCAAGAUCAAUCCUUUAUAUCAUGCUUCGCUUCGGGCAGGCCUCGUACAAGGAUGCAGUUUGCCUGUUGUAUAGCAUCGCAUACAAUGCCGAAGCGCAAUCGAGUGGUUCAAUCACAGUAUCCUGCUGGUUCAUGACACCCCUCGAUGGAACGCGUGUGCUUGCGACGCGGAGUAAGAUCAGUGACCAAAAUUGAAGAUGCUCAAGAGAGCGAAAACGGAGUAGAGCAAUCCGACGGGAUAUGCGAUGAGGAAGCGUUG
Ceraceosorus guamensis is the source of this 2657-nucleotide messenger RNA. Its product is annotated as putative aminopeptidase P, cytoplasmic. The coding region runs from base 236 to 2392 and encodes 718 amino acids. The record is from RefSeq and is a predicted model, not a curated record. Gene Ontology annotation, molecular function: metalloaminopeptidase activity. The transcript has 8 exons. NCBI's taxonomy places the organism in Eukaryota, Fungi, Basidiomycota, Exobasidiomycetes, Ceraceosorales, Ceraceosoraceae.